Molecule: messenger RNA, 5271 nt
Organism: Seriola aureovittata
Lineage: Eukaryota; Metazoa; Chordata; Actinopteri; Carangiformes; Carangidae
Gene: kcnc2
Product: potassium voltage-gated channel, Shaw-related subfamily, member 2
Exons: 5
Coding region: 552-2357 (601 amino acids)
Biological process (GO): potassium ion transmembrane transport; protein homooligomerization
Cellular component (GO): voltage-gated potassium channel complex; neuronal cell body membrane; axon
Molecular function (GO): protein binding; delayed rectifier potassium channel activity
Source: RefSeq, a predicted model, not a curated record
GAAGAUAACUUCCUCUGAUUUUUAUUUAUUUAUUUUUUCCUAAAGCAAAGAAACGACAAAGCAGCAUCCAUGUAAUGUCUGACUCUUCCCAGCUAGUGAUGGUCAGAGAGCCGACAUUACUUUUUGUUUAGAGAGGAAUCGCGAUGGUUACAUAUUGUGAGUAACGAGCCCGACGAGCUGACGAGCGGCUGUGCGUCUUGGAGAGGGCAGGGACGCCGGAGACGCGCAACGGCAGCAGCAGCGCAGUCUAUUUGGAGCCACCGGUUGAGAUCAUUCAACACUCCGAGAGCACUGAGUGUCUGAGCGGAUUGAGGGAUACAGAUCGACGACCCAAAAAUCUUCCCAAACAAACGAUGGACAUCCUCCUCGGCCCCCCAGAAAGCCACGAAAGCGACGGAUGAGUGAAAUCGAAGAUGCUGCGCACUACGGCCAAAAUCCUGGAGCUUUUUUGAACAGGACUGUGGGUGUGUGCGCGUCGGGCUCGCCGUUACCUCCGGACUGCACUCGCCAACUUCCCCCGCUUUCCAUCAAGUCAUGUCUGAUACAGAGCAAUGGGCAAGUUUGACGACAACGAGAGGAUAAUCCUCAACGUCGGGGGCACCAGGCACGAAACCUACAAAACCACCCUGAAGACCCUGCCGGGGACGCGACUGGCGCUGCUCGCCUCCGACUCGGACAUCGACUCCGUGCUGGAUCAGCUGCAACAAGUCCCCGGCUUCAUCGAGUACAACGCGCGAACCAACGAGUACUUCUUCGACCGCCACCCGGGUGUGUUCGCCUAUGUGCUCAACUACUACCGGACCGGGAAGCUCCACUGCCCGGCCGAUGUGUGCGGACCGCUGUUCGAGGAGGAGCUCUCCUUCUGGGGAAUCGAUGAGACGGACGUGGAGCCCUGUUGCUGGAUGACAUACCGGCAGCACCGGGACGCGGAGGAGGCUCUGGACGUGUUCGAGCUCAACGUGGACAACGGGGAGGAGGACGACGAGAUCGGGAAGAGGCUCGGCAUUGAGGAUGUGGCUGCCGACGGGAAUGUGAGCCUGUGGAGGAAGUGGCAGCCGGUGAUCUGGAAUCUAUUCGAGGAUCCCUACUCCUCUAGGGCGGCGAGGUUUAUUGCCUUUGCAUCUUUGUUCUUCAUUCUGGUCUCCAUCACCACCUUCUGCUUGGAGACUCAUGAAGCUUUCAACACCAUCAUCAACAAGACUGAGCUGAUGCGGAACAGCAGUGUGACGGAGUCGGGCCCUCAGUACGAGAUUGAAACUGACCCUGCACUCACCUACGUGGAGGGUGUUUGCGUCUUCUGGUUCACCAUUGAGUUCCUGGUGCGCGUGACCUUCUGCCCGGUCAAGUUGGAGUUUGUUAAGAGCGUCCUCAACAUCAUCGACUUUGUGGCUAUCCUACCUUUCUAUUUGGAGGUAGGGCUGAGUGGCCUUUCUUCAAAGGCUGCCAAGGAUGUGUUGGGUUUCCUCAGGGUGGUGCGCUUUGUUCGUAUCCUGCGUAUCUUCAAGCUAACACGUCAUUUUGUGGGGCUAAGGGUGUUGGGCCACACAUUGCGGGCCAGCACCAAUGAAUUCCUGCUGCUCAUUAUCUUCCUGGCGUUGGGAGUGUUAAUUUUUGCCACCAUGAUUUACUACGCCGAACGAAUCGGCGCCAAGCCCAAUGACCCCACUGCUAGCCUCCACACCAAGUUCAAGAACAUCCCCAUUGGCUUCUGGUGGGCUGUGGUAACCAUGACUACACUGGGCUAUGGCGACAUGUAUCCAGAGACCUGGUCAGGCAUGGUGGUGGGCGCAUUAUGUGCUUUAGCCGGCGUGCUGACGAUAGCCAUGCCUGUGCCGGUUAUCGUCAAUAACUUUGGGAUGUACUACUCUCUGGCCAUGGCCAAGCAGAAGCUGCCCAAAAAGAGGAAGAAACACAUCCCUCAGGCAGUGCAGGGAGGGUCCCCCACCUACUGCAAAGCCGAUCUCAACACCACCUGCAACAGCACUCAAGGUGACCUGUGCCACGUCAAAGGGGGCAGGGUACUAGAACGCAACCGUUCAGUUCUGUCAGCGGACUGCAGCGGGGGCAGUGACCUGACCAUGUCUCCAGAGGAGAGGGUCCCCAUGCGAAGGUCCAGCACCAGGGAACAGGACCGUCGGAGCGGGGGCACGUGCUUCCUGCUUGCUGCUAGUGACUACACCUGCCCUGCAGAUGGAGGGUUACGAAAAACAGGCUAUGAGAAAUCCCGGAGCUUAAACAACAUAGCGGGCAUGACUGGCAUGGCUGGUAACGCCCUGAGGUUGUCUCCUGUGACCUCGCCCUAUGGAUCGCCCUGCCCGCUGCGGCGCUCUCGCUCCCCUAUCCCCUCCAUCCUGUGAGAUGUCCAGCCCUGGGCCUCUUUGGCCUAAACUACCCCACAUCCUGCCCCCAAACAAACCACCUCCCUUUGGUAUUAUAUCUGAACUGUUCUAGAUAUUGUGGCUAGUGGAUAAGUACUUAAACUUGUAGCUAAGACUAAUGUUAGUGGCUUGGGCAAUCUGAGCAACUCCUCACCCCCCUCUUCCUUGAAGGUACAUGUGCUUAGCUAACAUCCUUAAGUAUCUAGUCAGUUCUCCUGUGUCACUUGGAGUUCCCUUUAGAUAUCGUCAUACUUUGAGACUUGAGACUUGCAAUAAAAGAACUCUGACUGGUGGCUUCAGAAGUAGCAGCCAUGACAUUUAAUAAAGGACAUAUUAAUAAUCAGGGAUAUUAGAUGUUGCUGUAUUUAGAUACCAUGAAAAAGACGUGCUUCCAAAAAAAAAAGAAAACAAAAAAAAAAAAAAGAAAGAGAGAUGUCACUUCAUUUGAACCUCAUACAACUGUGACUUUGUCUUUUGUUUUGCUACUUGAUUUUUGGGACGGAGACCGGAGGAAUGGCUGCCAGGACGGACGAUUAUGUCGUUCAGGACUGUGUUUUGACUCACACAAGCACACUUACAGUCUGUCACUCUUCACCUGCUGCUGGGCCCGCUCAUGUUUUUGCAUGGAUCAUCCUGUAACCAUCGUCUGCGAGCAGUGUGGCGAGGGGAGCAGGGACGAGGCAGACAGUGAGGAGAACUUAAGAAACUUAUUUAAAAAAUACUCUUUUUUUAUGUAUAUGUAUAUGUAUAUAUAUAUAUAUAUAUGAAGGAUUAUUUUUUAAUUUAAUAUUAUUAUGUUGGGGUUGGGGGGUGGUACAUUCAACUUGUAUCGUGUCUCAUUUUGCCAUUGGCUUCACCAACAAUUCACCGAGGAGACUAGAAACACAGAACGCCAUCUGGGUGUUCGUUUCUCUCUGCAUGUGGGUUUUUGCUUGUCUCUCUGCUAUUUCCAAUUAACUUCUCCCCCCACCCCCCCGUCUCCUUUAUGUUUUUUUUUUCUUUGACCGAGCGCCACCAAAGCUGUUGUGUCUCUGGUUGUUUACUCACAGAUAACUGCAAAGAGGUUGUCUUUACUGGUUUCACACAAGCAGAGAGCAGCGUUCUAUCUUAAUGGCUUUGGGGGAAGGCACCGCCAUGGCGGAAAGACAAUUCAAUUCCUAUUUGAAUGACGGUGGGAUAAGACUGUCAUCAGUAUGAGGACCUAUUGCAGUGGGAGGACCCCAUUUGGAGCCAUAAGGCCACUGCUGCAGGACAAUACGGACGAGGAUGCACGUAAAACCCAUUGACUGACAGCAGCCUGGCUCAUGGCUCUGCGCACAGGAAAGCAACUGAGGACUGUGACAAGCAUUUACCUUCUCUCCUUCUCUUUUUUUGUUUUCCUGUUUUGAAACUCUGGAGAAAAAAAAAGGAAAGCAAAGUGCACUGGACACGCCCUUAACAGAGACUAUCUACUGUAUAGAUACUGCUCCUGUAAAUAAAACAACGACACAGCACAUCUGGGCCGAAGCGGCUCCGUCCACACAUCUGUCUUUUGAUGGCGAGUCAGGUGGUUGGUUGCUAAGUUGCGCCGUGACACUCAGUGUGAGUCACUUUUCUUGCUGUGGUAUCCCUCCUCGCAAUAAGUGUAUUAAGAUGUAUCAGUUGAGGCACUUUGUGUUCUAAAAAUGGAGUGUAUUCAUAUAUGAAAUUCUACAUACAGUAUAUACAGUAUAGAGAGACAAACGUGCUAAGUUGAAUAAAUGUGACAUUAUGGUCAUCUUUGCUUUCGUUUCCCUUGGUAUUUUCAGUAGGUUAAUUGCUCUGCUGUGUGUUAAUGUGUGUGUGUAUCCUAAAAACUCCAGGGUCAGAUCUGCAGUUUGAAAGGCCAGGUCAGUGGAGACUUGCUGUCACUCUUCUACUUAGUUUUUAGCACAAACCUGAAUGAGACAGAGCCCCCCCCACCCCCCCCCCCACCCCUCUGUGAUGCAGUCGCUGUUGUAGAAGUCCCCCCCCCCGCCCUUGCCGUGCAUUGAACAUGCAACUACCCUGCGUUAGUGCUGCAGAUGUUUGUCUUUUCACAAACCAAAUUAUCCUGACCAGACUAUUCCUCAUAACUCCUGGUGGCUAAAAAAAAAAAAAAAAAAAAAAAACUGCAUAACUUGAUUCUUCCAAACUUUGGAGCAAAAGUGUAGCAGAAGUUUACCAAGUUAAAUGCGGGACUUCUAGAAUGGCUACAUCUGCACAGUAGCAAUCCCACGAACCCAAACAAUCAGAUCGGAUUUGCAAUAAGCACCCAAAAACAAAAAGCACCGAUCCACACUGUGAUUUCAGCAGCAGAGAGAAAACCCAGUGAACGCUGAUAGAAAGGACUGGCAGGUGGCACAACGUAUGUGUCGUGUCGGUCGGCUUGCUGUUCAAGUGUCACCCUGUACCCACAAUCCUCCUCGUGUAGUACACACGCUGCUUUACUCUUUGACUCGACAAAGGGGAAACUGUUCUUUGUGUAUUUUUAGAAUGACGUUGUAACUUAAAAAAAAAAAAAAGGUGUUUAUUUUUUUUAAUCCAGAACAUGUAUUUUUGUGUCUUAUUGUUGAGUACAUUGCUCUUACCUGUAAAAGUCAUGGUAGUCUGAUGCUGUGCUUCUCCAUUGUGUCCUUAAACUGUCAGGCUUUUGAUCCGAGUUCAUGUUUUGUAUGUUUUAUUGUGAGGAAAAAUCUAGUUUGAAGUCUGUAUUUGUGGAGCCUUUUGUUGGCAUUCUAAAGUGCAUGCUGAAAAAACAUUAUGUCAAAUUGUAAAAAAAAAAAAGGAAAAAAAAAAGAAAAAAAAGACAUACUGUAUAUCACAGUCAAAACAAUGUGUAUAGAGUAAAGGUAAAUGCUAUGUGAGUGAUUCACAUAAACUAUUUAUCUUUUAA